AUGGACUACCCUUCGCGCGGAGAAGGGAAGAGGAGGCCACAGGCCUGGGGCAACUUGGUUGGCAGGGGCAAGUCUGAGAACCGGAUGUCCUCUUUGCCUGGUGAAAAAAGGAAGUGGACCAACAGGGGCUCCAGAGAUCUGAGAGCAGAUCUCCCAGAGGGCUGCGGGAGGUGUGGGGGCAGGGACCCUCAGCUAACCCCGCCCCCUCCCGCCCGGCCCAGGGCGGGGCUGCUCCCCGGUGCAUUGGUCCGCCGCUGUGUCAGUUUCCCGGUGGGGCGGCCCUGCCGGCCGGGAGGGGGCGGGACCCCCGAGGGACCGGACCCUGGAGUCCGGCGGGGCGGGGCCGUGCCGGGACUACGAGGAGCGGCGGCGGCGGCGGUGGCCAAAGUUUGGCUGGAGCGGGGGCAGCUUGUUCCCCGUCCCCCGGGGCGGCCCGCCGGAGCCGGAGCAGCGCUGGCAUGCCGCGCGGAAGGCAUUGAAAGCCGGCCCGGCUGGGCAGGAGGCGGCGGACGCCCGGGGGCCAUGGGCUCGGGCGGCUGCUCGCGGCGCCACAAGGGGCUGGUGCAAACGGGCUUCCUGCUGACCGCGGCGCUUGGCCUGCUCGGCGGGCUGCUGCUCUACGGCCACCUGGAGCAGAAGGCGCGCGCGGCCCAGGCGCUGGCCGCUACCUACCGCGGCCAGCAGGAGGCACUGUCGGCGCAGUUGCAGGUGGUGUAUGAGCAUCGGUCCCGCCUGGAGAGGUCCCUGCAGAAGGAGCGAGGGGAACACAAGAAGACCAAGGAAGAUUUCCUAGUGUACAAACUGGAGGCGCAGGAAGCUCUCAACAAGGAAAAGCAAGACUCGAUGAACCGCUACGGGGCCUUGAGCUCGCAGCACAGGAUCCUCAAGAACCAACAUGAGGAUGUGAAGAAGCAACUAUUGGACCUGCAGCUGCAGCACAGCGGGCUGAGGCUGGAGCACCGGAAGGCCCUGGAGAGCCACGGGCAGCGCUAUGCCCAGCUGCAGCGGGAGAAGGACAGCGAGGUGGCCAGUCUACAGGACACAGUGUUUAAACUCCGAGAAGAAAGCAAGCUUCUCAGGAAGGCUCAUCAGGACGUUCACAGCCAGCUACGGAAUGCCCAGUCCCAGAUGGAGGAGUUCCGACAGCUCAAGGAGGCCUUACAGAAGAUGCCCAGCUUCCAGGAGGCUGGGGCCAGCCGGCAGGUGCAGCAGCAGCAGCAGCAGCAGCUCCUCCAGCCCCCGAGGCCGCAGGCUCAGCUCAGGAAGCCUCAGGUGUUCAUGGCCCCGGGCUCCAGGCUGGCCGUGCACCCCCAGGAGCCCCAGCUGCCUCCUGGCUGGAACCCUCAGGCUGCCCGGGCCCCAGGGACACGGGCCUUGCCCCCGGCGCAGCCCCCUUUCUCAGACCUGACGUUGCCUUCUUCGGGGCCCCCUUUCUGGCCCCAGAAACCCAUCGAGGGUCCCGUCCUCCGAUUCGCCAGGACGGUGAACAGCCUUCCAGCGGGACACCCGGUUCAGCAGGUAGUGGUGGUGGCGGCCCCUAUCGCUACCUCCCCUGAGAGACUCGGCCCCCGGGGUCGGCCCCCUCAGCAGCAGCCUCCCACAGGGCUGGAAAGAGAGCCCCAGGCCCUCCCUGCCCCCGCUAGCCCACACGUACAGAUGCAGAGCUGGCAAGAUAUCGUCAACAAAGUGAAUGCCCAAGAGAAGAGCCAGCAGGACCCCCUGAGCAGCCAGCCCCGGCCUCUUCCGCCGGGCAACCCGGGAAAGGGGGCCGAGCGCCCAGCAGCCAGGAAGGACCACGGAAGGGCAGGGCCCGACGAGGCGGAGCUAGAGAUGGAUGCUGGCAUGAUUGAUCGGGAGGAGAAUAUACGGCUCAGGAAGGAACCAGGGGCCCAGGGGCCAGUGGGAUCUGAUGUCCUUGCGGACCCUGCCCACGAUCCCAACAACCAGGGUGAGGAUGAGUUUGAAGAGGCAGAGGUAGAACGGCCGAGGCUGGAAGAGGGGGCCCUGAGAGCUCAGCAGGCUCAGGAGUCCCAGGAACAGAGAGCAGAGGAGCAGGACCAGGCUGGAGAGGGACGCCACAGGACUGGCACAGAGCUACUGAAUGACUACCAGGAUGACCAGGAACUGGAUGAGAACCCUGACCUGGAGCUGGUACCUGAGACCAGGAGUCACCCAGAGGCCCCUGGCCAGAAAGACAAUUACUACUGACCUUCCACGUCCCUCCCUCCUCCUGAACCCCCAUGCUCCAUGUCUUCCUGAAGAGACCCUCCCUCAGAGCUUAGAGAGAGCAGGGAAGUGUCAGAGCCUAGGCUUCUAUGGAAGGAGAGUGGAAUCUGCUCCACUUUUCCAUCCCUUCUGCCCCAGCACACACUGGGGACCAUACUACAUUCCUUACUUGCUUUUCCAGAACAGCAUGAGGUUGUGUGGGCCAUAUGGGCCUUAGGGAUUGCAGCUGAGCUAGGAAAGAGAUCCUUGUAGCCCUGGGUAUCACCUCUUGCUCCUUGCUCUCUAGCCCUCAGAUAUCUACUCUCUCUGACUCACUGCACAACCACAUCCCACAAGUCCCUAAUGGUGGGGUGUGGACUGCUCAGGGCCCCAAAGUCAAAGGCUUCUUCUAGCAAUAGAAUAGGGCAGUGAUGCUAUGACUGGACUCCUUUGGAGAUGAGGAUGGGCUGAAAACUGGGACCUGUUGAGGGGAAGGUGAUGACUUUUCAACUGGUUAGCCUUCUCUAUAGACCAGAAAAGAGAGAGACUGCCAUGUACACAACCAGGAGGGAAAGGGCUGAGCCCCAGUGGAGAUGGACAGAGCCAUACAGGGCCAAGUCUGAGAUUUUUGACUGAGACUUAAAUUCAGAACUCUGAUGGGUGCUGAAGGUGAGAGCCUGGGAACUGGGCCCUGGUUCAGUCUUAGGGCAUAAAGGAGAGACCAAGGCUGGCUCCUGAAGGUUCCCCCUGUUUCCCUUCUCUAACAUUUCUUCUCCUCCAGUCACUUUCUGGGGAUUAGAGUCUAGAAUUCUUCCCCACCCCCAGGGGCCCAGCAGGAUAGAGAAUCAGAUCCUAGGUGAGGGUGUCAGACCCUUAGAUGUUCUCCACCAAGGUCCAGUAGGGGAGAGGGUCAGCCAUGGAUAGGGGGCUGGGUAGCCCAGGGUUUCUCUGUAAAUAAUGUAUAGUCAUUUGGGCCUUACUAUCCAUUUUGUAUACACAGAAAAUAAAAUUUUGAGUUAUAUUCA
Monodelphis domestica (gray short-tailed opossum) is the source of this 3230-nucleotide messenger RNA. RefSeq lists its product as uncharacterized. Lineage: Eukaryota; Metazoa; Chordata; Mammalia; Didelphimorphia; Didelphidae. The record is from RefSeq and is a predicted model, not a curated record. Gene Ontology annotation, cellular component: Golgi apparatus; Golgi membrane.